This is a messenger RNA of Trichoderma citrinoviride, 318 nucleotides long. RefSeq lists its product as hypothetical. The record is from RefSeq and is a predicted model, not a curated record. Lineage: Eukaryota; Fungi; Ascomycota; Sordariomycetes; Hypocreales; Hypocreaceae. The coding region runs from base 1 to 318 and encodes 105 amino acids. The transcript is spliced from 2 exons.
AUGGCUCUUCUCCAGCUUGCCGGCCUUGUUACUCUGAUUGCCUUUUCGUCUGUAGCAAAGGCCCAAAUCACUACGCCCUGUACUUAUCAGGAGUAUGUGUGUGGCUCGACACUGUUGGCCAAUGGAUACACGGCUCUUACCGACUUGAGACCAGCAUAUGCUAUCAACCCUGACGCUCCGACAAUCACAGAUGCCCAACUCGGCCAGGUCCUCUUCCGCUGCGUCGAUCAAGCCGGCGGUAUUGUCGGCAACUCUUACUGCAUUGUUGGCUGUGCUGUGAUCGGUGACGACACCGCCAAUGACCAGUGUACUAUGUAA